Messenger RNA from Paramecium pentaurelia, 1259 nucleotides. The record is from the annotation of a GenBank genome assembly. Lineage: Eukaryota; Ciliophora; Oligohymenophorea; Peniculida; Parameciidae.
AUGCAAGUUUCUUGUAGGACCAAAAAUGUGAAUAAGUAUUAUAAAGUAAUCGGUGAAGUUGGAUCUGGUACUUAUGGUAAGGUGUAUAAAGCAAGAUGCUUAAAAACCAAUGAUUUUGUGGCUUUAAAGAAAAUUGAUACUAAAGAUUAGAAAAUAAUGGCUGAAGGUAUAAUAAUUGAACAUUUAAUUAAGGAUUUCCCAUUACUGCUAUAAGAGAGAUCAAAUUAUUGAAAAUAAUGAAUCAUAAAAAUAUUUUAAGAUUAAGAGAGAUAAUAAUAAGCAAAGCCUCUUUUAGAAAUAAUUUUAGAGGAUCCACUUUUUUAGUAUUUGACUAUUAUGAUCAUGAUUUUGCUGGUCUUCAUAGAUAAAGAAAUAUCUUUACAUUACCACAAAUAAAAUGCAUUUUUCAAUAACUUUUAGAGGGAGUUAAAUAUCUUCAUGAAAGUAAAAUUAUUCAUAGAGAUUUGAAAUGUGCUAAUAUUCUAAUGAAUAAUAAAGGAUAAGUGACUCUGGCUGAUUUCGGUUUAGCCAGAACCUUAUCAAAUGUGAAUAAUCCAAAAUAUACUUACAAAGUAGUAACUUUAUGGUAUAGAGCCCCUGAAUUGCUUUUAGGAUAAACUAAUUAUAAUACUUAAAUUGAUAUGUGGAGUCUAGGGUGUAUAUUUGCUGAAUUAAUUACAGGAGAGGUUCUAUUCAAAGGAGAUAUUGAAUUUAGAUAAAUGGAAAGGAUAUAUGAAUUGUGUGGGAGUGCUUCUGAAUUAAAUUGGCCUAAUUGUGUUAAAUUGAGAUAAUGGGAAGAAUUUAAACCCAGAAGAAAUUAUGAAAGAUUAUUGAUCAAACAUAUUAAAGAUGUUUGUUAAGCUUAAAAUAAAUAAAUUGAUUAAGUGACUUUAGAUCUAAUAGAUCAUUUAUUAAUAUUAGAUCCAGAGAAAAGGUUAAAUGCAGUGUAAGCUUUGAAUCAUGAUUUCUUCAAGCAAGAACCAAAACCUUGUUAACUUAGUGAAAUGCCUUAAUUUGAAAAAGAAUUCCAUGAAACAUUGUUAAAAAAUGAAAUGAGGUUACAAUAACAAAGACUUGAAAGACAAUAAAUUAGACCAUAAUCAACUACAACAUAGAAAUUUUAAAAGGUUAUGCGAGAUGAGAGAAAUAAAUCUAAGCCUUAAUAAUAAUCUCCAUCCAGAAAUAAACAAGAACUAGAUUUUGAAGAUAUAUUAAAACUUGAACUUGCAGAAGAAAAGAAAAAAGUAAAAUUAAAUUGA